AUGUUAAUCUGUAUUCUGAAUUCAUCGGAAAUAUUUGCUCUUUUAUUAUACGAGUUUUCAAUAUCACGUUACAUUGAUUAUGGUAGUAGUAGUAGUAGUAGUAGUAGUAGUAGUAGUAGUAGUAGUAGUAGUAGUAGUAGUAGUAGUAGUAGUAGUAGUAGUAGUAGUAGUAGUAGUAGUAGUAGUAGUAGUAGUAGUAGUAGUAGUAGUAGUAGUAGUAGUAGUAGUAGUAGUAGUAGUAGUAGUAGUAGUAGUAGUAGUAGUAGUAGUAGUAGUAGUAGUAGUAGUAGUAGUAGUAGUAGUAGUAGUAGUAGUAGUAGUAGUAGUAGUAGUAGUAGUAGUAGUAGUAGUAGUAGUAGUAGUAGUAGUAGUAGUAGUAGUAGUAGUAGUAGUAGUAGUAGUAGUAGUAGUAGUAGUAGUAGUAGUAGUAGUAGUAGUAGUAGUAGUAGUAGUAGUAGUAGUAGUAGUAGUAGUAGUAGUAGUAGUAGUAGUAGUAGUAGUAGUAGUAGUAGUAGUAGUAGUAGUAGUAGUAGUAGUAGUAGUAGUAGUAGUAGUAGUAGUAGUAGUAGUAGUAGUAGUAGUAGUAGUAGUAGUAGUAGUAGUAGUAGUAGUAGUAGUAGUAGUAGUAGUAGUAGUAGUAGUAGUAGUAGUAGUAGUAGUAGUAGUAGUAGUAGUAGUAGUAGUAGUAGUAGUAGUAGUAGUAGUAGUAGUAGUAGUAGUAGUAGUAGUAGUAGUAGUAGUAGUAGUAGUAGUAGUAGUAGUAGUAGUAGUAGUAGUAGUAGUAGUAGUAGUAGUAGUAGUAGUAGUAGUAGUAGUAGUAGUAGUAGUAGUAGUAGUAGUAGUAGUAGUAGUAGUAGUAGUAGUAGUAGUAGUAGUAGUAGUAGUAGUAGUAGUAGUAGUAGUAGUAGUAGUAGUAGUAGGAGUAGGAGUAGUAGUGAAUAG
Molecule: messenger RNA, 942 nt
Organism: Schistosoma mattheei
Lineage: Eukaryota; Metazoa; Platyhelminthes; Trematoda; Strigeidida; Schistosomatidae
Source: the annotation of a GenBank genome assembly